UAAUAUAUUAUUGUUGUAUAGAAUUUUCUUAUUCAAAUAUAAAAAACAAAAUACACCUGUUUUCUUGCUUGAUUUGGCAAUCGCGUAGAACCAGUAUAUUAUUUCUAAAUGAAACAGUCUAGCUAAAGAUCAAUGAAGCUCAUUUAGUUUAGAAUUGUUAAGUUUAUUUUUAAUCAGUUAUUUAUUUUUUUUUUGAAAAAUGUUUCGCGUUGAAGAAAUUCAUACUCAAGUAACUGACAAAAUUGUUAGUCAAGGUGUUUCAGAGCUAGUUAGAAUUUAUCCAUUAGAUGAUAUAGAUGAAACUGGUCUUCCAGAAACUUGGAAUUUUAAUGGAACAUGUAUGCCAAAGAUCUAUGCAAACCGGGCAAAAGAAUAUGCUAACUUUAAAGUUCGAGAAGAUGAUAUUUGGGUGGUUACAUAUCCAAAAUGUGGAACAACUUGGACACAAGAAAUGACUUGGAUGAUCGUGAAUGAUAUGGAUUUUAAUAAAUCAAAUUCAAAAGAUAUUACAGAAAGAAUUAUAUUUUUUGAAUUAAAUGGAAUGGUUGAACUAGAAUCAUGGGAUGCGUUCAAGGCUUUGGAGGAGCAAAAGUCACCACGAGUGAUCAAGACUCAUCUUCCAAUUAGUUUACUACCACGAGAUAUUUGGAAGAAAAAAUGCAAAAUAAUUUAUGUAACCAGAGAUCCAAAAGAUGUUGUUGUGUCGUUUUUUCAUCACUUUAUCGGUAUGACUCCAUAUACUGGAACAAUUGAAGAAUUCAUUGAAGGCUUUCUCACGGAUCAAUUUAUUUACUGCUCAUUCUGGUAUCAUGUAUUGGAAUUUUGGAUGAUUCGAAAAAGUGAAAAUGUCCUUUUUAUUACUUUUGAAGACAUGAAGAAAGAUCUAAGAACCGUUAUAGACAAGACAUGCUUAUUUCUUGAGAAGAAAUACAAGGAAGAAGAAAUCUCUAAAUUAAUAGAUCAUUUGUCUUUUGAAAAAAUGAAAGCCAAUCCUACAUGUAAUAACCAAGGCCUCGUAAAGUGUCUUUAUGGAAUCCUUGAAAGAGAGUAUAAAGACGAGACUGCUUUUCAAUUUAUGAGAAAAGGAAAAGUUGGAGGAUACAAAAAGGAACUCAGUCUUGAUUAUGUUCAGAAAAUCAACUUAAAAACGAGAGAGAUAUUCCUACCACAUGGUUUAAAUUUAUAUUGCAGAUAAAUAAAAUAUUACUGA
Molecule: messenger RNA, 1210 nt
Organism: Episyrphus balteatus (marmalade hoverfly)
Lineage: Eukaryota; Metazoa; Arthropoda; Insecta; Diptera; Syrphidae
Product: sulfotransferase 1 family member D1-like
Exons: 4
Coding region: 200-1195 (331 amino acids)
Biological process (GO): sulfation
Cellular component (GO): cytoplasm
Molecular function (GO): sulfotransferase activity
Source: RefSeq, a predicted model, not a curated record